This is a messenger RNA of Hydractinia symbiolongicarpus, 423 nucleotides long. RefSeq lists its product as uncharacterized. The record is from RefSeq and is a predicted model, not a curated record. NCBI's taxonomy places the organism in Eukaryota, Metazoa, Cnidaria, Hydrozoa, Anthoathecata, Hydractiniidae. The transcript has a single exon. Bases 1 to 423 code for a protein of 140 amino acids. Gene Ontology annotation, molecular function: ubiquitin protein ligase activity; zinc ion binding.
AUGUUCAACACAUCUGCGUGGCCACUUGCGGUUAUCAUAGCUGUUAUUGUGGUGUAUUUCAUUAUCUCUUAUCGUCAAUUGAUGUGGAUACGAUGCCUUCGUUUUUGCUGUUGUUGUCGUAAACCAACAACACAGAUGAUAGAUUCCGUUAUCAUAUUCCACCGAUGCAAAACUAUACAAUUCAACACUGAGAAAGUGAUAUGUCUUUGUUGUAGGAGGUUAAUGACUAGUAAAAAUGUUUCGUGUACUGUUUGUUUAGAAGAUUAUGAAGACGGUGAGGAGUUAAUGCUUUGCCCCUGUGGUCAUGGUUACCAUAGAGAGUGUAUUAAAAAAUGGAUACUUCGAAAAAAUACUUGUCCACUUUGUAACGUUUUGAUCAGUAAAAAUAUUCAUGAAGAAAUUGCACCAUUGUUGUAUACAUGA